AUGUCAUCUGACGCGGAAAGAGAUGAAUUGAGGCCGAGCAAUCUGGUAGAUGCAAUCAAGCAUCUAGAAGCAGUUGCUGUCGUGCCGCCGAGACAGCGUUAUACGGACGCCGGACAGUUGGCGAAGCAAAUAGCGGAAUUCGCGUAUGAGAGCGGGAUUCCCCAGGCUGCUCUCGAGCGUCUGUUGAAGCUCCUUACGAGACCCAACCAUUUAGACCAGGGCACAAUCACCACUUUGAUCAAAAACCUAUAUCCGUCUGAAAGGGUAACGUCCAAGUUGAUCACGCAGGUCGUAUGCUGUCUCGGUCCGACGAAGAAUAAGCCGAGUCCAGCUACGCAGGCUCUGUUGUUACGAUGGCUAAUUCUCGUGCAUGAUUUUCUUGACGACCGGUCCCAUUUGUCAAAACUUUACGCUGUACUCUUCAAUCAUCUUGAUAUGAUCAGCCUGCGAAAACAGCUUUGCCACGUUCUCUCCUUCAUUACCAGGCGAAAGCAUGUCAAGCCCUACAGGAUCCAGGCCCUGAUGGAACUGGUUGGCAGUUCUGGUGGUGAAGACAGGGAGCUCAUUUCUCUCCUAAGGGUCUUCAAGAACUAUUACCCCGAUGUCAUUGUCGGUGAUCCUGGUAGGAAGGGCCUAUUCUUCAAGCACCCGGAUCCCGAAUGGACGAGCCACGCACGGCAAAUCCAGGAAAUGAACAUAGAGCGAACUCAGGGCAUGGGAUCUACCAGCUUCCAGGUGGUACACCGUGGCCUUGUGAAGAGAAGCAAGGUGGAGACUGUCGUUCCUGAUGUACAGACUUCUCGAGUUGCUCAGAACCGCAUCUCGUUGGAGGAGCUACGCAAUUUUGACCACUUUAUUGAGAAACUUGACAAGGUUGAGCUGCCCAAUCAGAUCAUCUCUACCAUCGCGGACGGACUGGCUCAGAAGUACCUCUUCCUAGCUCAACCCGAAAUUGCAAACCGUCGUCUUAACGAUUGGUUGCAAGCUUUCUUGAGUGAUCAUAUGGAGUACGCCCAAGGUCUUGAUGAUGAAGGCGUUGAGACUCUAGGCUAUGUCCUGAAUGUCGCGGUCAAUUACGCACAGUAUACGAAGACUAUCCCCGAGGCCUUCCUAUCCUUCUUAAAGUCUUAUCUCCCGGUUUGGAACGGUCUUGAUAACAGACAGUCAAUACUAGACUUGCUUGAGUAUCUCCCUGUCAGGGACUAUGACGCCUUGCGGAGCGAGAUCUUCGCGCCUCUCGAGGAUGCAUUUCUGGAAGACACGGCAUCUUCUAAGGCGACUCUGAUUGAAUUUUACUCUGUCCUUAUCCGCCAAUGGGGCGUCAAACUGAGGACGGAGCCGUACACCAUUGAACAGUCACAACGUUUGAAACGUCUUGUCUUACACGCUGAACUGUUGGCCUCCUCUAUCCUAGAGAGCCCACUCGAGCAGCCUUCGGACGUGGAUUGGAGCUAUAGACCGAGUACGCUCUCCGUCUUAGGCUUUUACUACACAUUGGCAGACUUGUUCUCCCACGCGCCUACAAAUGGGAACAUUCAACUCACCGUUCCUCUUGCGCCGUCAGUCUACACCCUCAUCUUCACCCCGGUGAGUUUCGUCAUCUCCAGCAUGAGCUCGAUACUCUGCAGCUACAAAACCUCUUUUGAGGUGUCUAUGAAUUCGGAGACACUCCAGUCCAAAGACCCUCUCUGGACAGAGAAGCUCGUGCCUCAGUUCAACGGAUAUAUCAUGGACAUCUGCAACCUCGUAUGGCGGAAUCGAGCCCUUAACUCAGACGAUCCAAACGCCCUGGGCUGCCUGAUACCGCCAGCUACAAUAACCGCGUUGACGCAGUAUCUCCGUGAAGUUAACGACAAAGCCCGAAAAAAAAACCGCGAGUCAGCUUUCGCCUACACCACUGGGUCAUUGUUCUCAUUGAGCCAUCAUGCCGCGCUGUGCAAUAUGUCUGCCUCUUACUUUGCUGAUAUCGAGAGGGAAAAUAAUUUGGGAGAGGCUCAACCGAAGUUACGGAAGCCUGUGACGCAGAGAGCUUUGAGUGCGCUGGAGAAGGACGGAGGGAUUCAGAUGACCUGGCAGGACUACAGAGUGCGGAUGCUUGACUGGAUGGAUUCCGCAGGAAGCACCGGUAUUGGGAACUUGAUGCGCGCCACCAUGAAAGCCCUUCGAAAGGAGUAA
Aspergillus mulundensis is the source of this 2175-nucleotide messenger RNA. RefSeq names its product Mis6 domain protein. Gene Ontology annotation, cellular component: kinetochore; nuclear body; cytosol. Lineage: Eukaryota; Fungi; Ascomycota; Eurotiomycetes; Eurotiales; Aspergillaceae. Bases 1 to 2175 code for a protein of 724 amino acids. The record is from RefSeq and is a predicted model, not a curated record. The transcript has 4 exons.